Molecule: messenger RNA, 3694 nt
Organism: Menidia menidia (Atlantic silverside)
Lineage: Eukaryota; Metazoa; Chordata; Actinopteri; Atheriniformes; Atherinopsidae
Source: the annotation of a GenBank genome assembly
GGGAAAUAACUAUUGCAGAAGCUGAGAGAGGUUGCCUCUUUUAGUGAAGUCACACCAUCGCUGCACCAAGAGAACAGCUGUAUCACUCCUGUUGAAAUUCAGUUUUUGAAGUACAGCAUGGUUGGAUGAUUUCAAGACCGACAGUUGGAAUGGGGGGCUUUGUUAAUGACCACUAAAAGGAUUUGGACUGAAUGAGGACAACUGUUCAAAUGAAUAUGAAAUCCAAAAUGCUAUUUCUCAUCAUCCUGAGUGUCUUCUCAAGCCAUGUGUCAGGAAUGCACGUCCCCCCGCCUGACAAACUGGAGGUGGACAUUUCCGAUGGAGAGGUAUUGGUAUUCUGGGAAGAUCCCGUUGGAACCCCCUCAAAGUACUGGUACAACGUACAAAUGUCAAAAUACAUUAAUGAGUGGGCAGAAGUAUCCAACUGUACAAGGAUCACAAGGACUUUCUGUGAUCUCAGCAAUCUUAUUCAUGACUAUGACACAGUCUACAAAGUCAGAGUCCAGCUGGUCACCAGGGAUGGUGAAUCCACGUGGGCACGCAAAAAAAUUAGACCAAAUGAAGGUAAUUUGUUGCCUCCGUCCUUUACUUUGUUGGCAACCUCAAGAACCCUCACCGUUUAUAUCCAUGAAAAACCGAUUCUGAAAAAACUCUUUCCAUAUGGGGUGACUUAUACCAUCUAUUUGGAGGAAAUAGGGCAAGAAAAUAAGACUACGACUGCCUACAUGAAAGAUGACGGUGGGGUGGAUCAGAGGACCAAGAUUUAUUCUGCUCUCCAGUGGGGUCAAACGUACUGUGUCAGGGUCAAGGUAGAAAGCCCUGCAGGUCUAUCAAGCAGCAGUGUGUCUGACCAACAGUGUCUCAAUCUCCCAGAGGAAGAAUGGUUCAUGAUUGCUGCAUCAUCUCUGUCUAUUCUGGGCAUCAUCACAAUGAUUGCUGUUCUAGGAAGUUUCCUCUUCUGUUUUCUGAAACGUCCAGUGAAAACACCUGCCUCAUUGAAAUCCCCUGUUAGUGGCUGGCUACCACUCUCUGUUGCAGAUGGACCUCUGGAGGUGGUUACAGACAAAGGAUGGUUUCUUUCCAGUUAUAACAAAGAAGUAAAAAACGGUGUCAAACUUCCUAUGACACAUGUUACAGUAAUAGAAAACAAUGAAGAAGAAGACAGAAGAACCAGCAUGGACAGUGGAGUUAGCAUGGAGUCAAACCCUGCAAUAAACAAUGUAGGAAGUCAUAUUACGAGACAAGAGGACAGUGGCUGUGGGAGCAUGGGAGGACCAGAGAGCUCUGCCAGUAGUCAGGCAGAUUACCCAAUGAAGGAGGAGGGUACUGAAAAUGGCACCGUGAGGAAAAGGGGAGACAGUGGGCUGAGUCUGAGCUGCCAGCUCGAGUCUUCUUCCCUGAGCCUCGAUGGACAGGAUGGUGUGUCUGUAUCAAAUUCUGUUUCUGGGGGUAAUUACCGCAGUCAGAGCCCCUCAGAGGUACAGAUCCAUGUCUGUGAUAAUGAGGACACCUUUAAACAGAUACCAACAGACUCAGUUUUGGCUGAAGUACUAACAGGAUACAGAACUGGGCCUCAGUCAUGUAUCUGUUCAGGAGCAGGUCAGUGCGGCUGGUGCCAUAAAUACGGCCAACACGGAGGGGAAGUUUCUAAACAAUAUGGAGAUGUGUGUAUCAAAGAGGAACUCCUGGGGAGCAAAAAUCAUUUGCUGGACUCUUACAAAAGAAAUGUUACAUUUUCGGGUUAUCCUACUAAAACCCAAAUGCAUGCUGCCAUGAUGAGUGACUUACAGACAUUUUUACAAUUGAAUGAGACUUUUCCUCUGCUGACAUCCCUGCCGCUCGAUAAGUGUGGACAAGAUUUUAAUAUGAACAAUGUGUCACUCUCACUUUGUGAUGUACAGCUGACAAGUGACUGAAAAGCUGUGGAAUGUAUCGACACCAUUUAUAAAUCCACCUCCAAACAAGAGGGAAAAGCUACACCCUGACAUAACCUAACAAGUAACAGACUGUUGCUGAACACAGGAAGAAAGCCGGAGUUAAACUGUGCAGCUGCUCUCUGAGCUUGUUGAGGUUGAGAAAAAAAAACAGAUGCUGGAGGUCUCAUUCAAAUCUGACUCACUUGAUAUAUUAACACCUGACUGCUGUACCGGAAAUGAAAGUCAAAUGUGAAGUACCAAGAAAUGACAGUUUGACAGUUGCACACUUUGGGACAUUUUAUUCUUCCUAUUACCCACACCAACAAUAUUCCCUCAUGUAAGUUACCUCCUGUUAUGUUCAUUGGUCAUUCUCAUUUUCAAAUCAUAUAGUUGUGGGGCAUGAUCAUUUCAUCAUUUCACAGGCAGCUGCAAAAAUUGUCUUUGAUUCUGUGUGAAAGCAGUGUUGAGCUGUGCUGUUAACUUAUUUCUUUGAUUAUUAUAAAUGAGCUUGUCUUUUUUUCUUCUCUGAAAUGUGAUUCCAAAAUUCUUUUUUUUUAUUGCUUAAUGCAGUGAAUAAUGUGGGGAAGCUCUUUUCAGUCUGAUUAAAAGCGUCUUUAUGGAAGGUUCUGUAAAAUUCCAUUAACUCUGGGAUACUAAAAACAAGAAUAUGUGAGCAAGUAAGGGACAUGUUAAUGUUUUUGAGAAACAGUGACUUGGGCAAACACCAGGAAAACCCUCAAGAAGCUAAUUUAGGCCAGAUGGAAGAUCAUAUAACUAUGCUUGGGAUCCCCUAAUGCAGAUUAAGUACAGGAACCAGGGUUGUGGUUGUGAUGCUUCUAAAGUAAGAAACAAACAGUUCCUCUUUCACACAUCUACCCAAUGGAAAAAAAAAGGUUUCCAAUUAACUGACAUAAAAAAGAAAGACAGAAAUGUCAGCAGGGCUAAGUUUUCAGAGACCAGCAGAACUUAAAUAAAAAUUAAGUGUUCUAUUUCUGUAUGUAUGCAAGAAAGUUUUAAAAUAAAAAAAUGUUUUCUUGUAGUGCAUGGUUGCAACUUGGCAAAAUAAUUUCACUACACUAUUCUAAAAGUCAGGCAAUUCCAUUUUGAGAACAUGAUUUCAUGGGAAUGUGUAUAAUUAGCACUUUUCUUUGUCAUUGAUUUGCAUUUUAAACCUUUGACAGGUACUCUGACUUCCUGAGACCCAAUCUUUGAUAUGAGGUUCAUUUUUUAUUUCUCAAAGACAUAUGGGAUUAGAAUGACCUGUUAAGUUUAAUAACUAAACUUUGUCAUGGCACAGGCAGUUAUUCCUCUUAUAGGGAGAGUGGGUUGAUCUAAAAUGUGCAUUUAUGUAGUUAAAUGUUUUCUUUGCAGUAUGGUUGUGAAUUUUAACUACAGAAUAAGUACAUGAAUGGUUGAAAAUGUACAAAAUGCUUCAUUUUAUAUUUGAAACAUUAGCGUCUGAUAGCGUGUACUCGAAGAUUAAAAAAAAGCUGGUAUCAUGAUACAGAUAGGCAUAAAUGCUAUGUCCUCUACUGCGGUCUCAUUAGGUUAAUGUCAGAGUAAGAGUAAUGUUGAAAUGACAUGCAGGAAGUGAUUGGGGUAAAGCUUCAGACCAGGGCACCCUUCUUUCACGCUCAUUUGACAUGAUAGUUCAAGUGUAAUUUUGUCCUGGGAUGGCAUUUUAUAACUGUGUUAUUAGUGAUUCAUCAUUCAUUUUACAUUGCAUGGUAAUAAAAAUGUAUAACUAAAUGCUAACCAUUGUGUUUUACCAACUGUCC